AUGGCUCCUUGGUUUUUGGUCCUUUUUCCAUUCUUUAUAAUUGUAGAACCUCAAUGCACAGCUGCAAUAAUCAACCAAACUGACUUGCAGGUGGCCAUGGCUGACAUGAGAGCCAAAUCUUAUCAUGGGUUUGUCAUCCUCCUUAAGAUUUUUAAUGGAACCUCCGACUCUCUAUCCAGCACAGGUAUAACUUUCCUCAUGCCAAAUGAUGAGAAGUUAUCUGGAUCUUCGCUUCGUUCAGAUCUUCUCCAUGAAUUCAUUCUAAGCCACUCAAUCCCUACUCCAUUAGUGUACAAUAACAUGCUACAUUUUCCAAAUGGAACUUUGAUACCUUCAAGCUUACCGGGCAGGUUGCUCAACAUAACCAAUAGUGGAAAAUCAGGCAUGUUUCUCAAUAAUGCCAAAAUUGUCACCUCGAAUGUUUGUGUGAAUUCUCUCAUCAAGUGCCAUGGAAUCAGCUCCGAAGUAGCAUUUGACAAUGAUCUUUCUCUUCCUAUAAACUUACUCAACAAUCUCAGCACAACAGAGUCCAAGGUUCCUCUGAAGACAAAUGCUCCUGCAAAAUCUUCUCCGUCUGCUCAUCCGAAGAGAAGAGGACCCAUCCACUGA
Molecule: messenger RNA, 609 nt
Organism: Mangifera indica (mango)
Lineage: Eukaryota; Viridiplantae; Streptophyta; Magnoliopsida; Sapindales; Anacardiaceae
Exons: 1
Coding region: 1-609 (202 amino acids)
Source: RefSeq, a predicted model, not a curated record